UAACAUUUCAAAAAACAUGUUUUCACUUUGUCCUUAUGGGGUAUUGUGUUUAUAUGGGUGAGAAAAACUAAUAUUUAAUUGAUUUUGAAUUCAGGCUGUAACACAACAAAAUGUGGAACAAGUCAAGGGACACACUUGUUUUGUCAGGCAGAAAGACCUUCCUAGCAGUUUGAUAAACCAAAUGUGUUUAUAUUACAACUAUAAUUGUCUUUAUUGUAGUACAUAUCUUUAUUAAUACAUUUCUUAACAACUUCUACAUGAUCACAGUCAGUGGAGAGGAGUGGAGACUUCAGUGGAGAGGAGUGGAGACUGUCUAUCAACCGACAUCAAAACAUGAAAUAAUGAUCUGUUUAUAUUGACUACAUUAGUUAUUGGAUAUAAGCUGCUUAACAUUUCCCUCUCAAACAAGACAGCAGUUCAUUACUGUUGAUCUAGUUGGUCUCUGGAGGGAUUAUUUUCAAUCAAUGAGGUUCAGUGUUUUACAGAAUCAGCCCGGAGAACUCUCUCCUGGAGAUCCAGCUAGAGAAGGUGCCCACGUGGCUGCCUGUGUGCUAUGAGAGAUGGAACUCUUCCCUGGGGACCCUGGUCUGCCGCCAGCUGGGAUAUCUAAGGCUAGUCAACUGAGACCAUUUCCUUACCAUAAAGCCCACAGCAGCUUGGCAACAUAAAAGGCUAUUCACCUAACCAUAAGGCUGAUUGCUCCCAGUUAAUGUUAGAUUAUUUAAUACCUCGUUUAUAGGCUUGCCCGAUGCCCCGUGGAUCAUACAUUACUUUUUAAAACAGACACUCUCCCAUAUCGCCUGCUUUUAUAGAAGAUAUAACUAUGAUUCAUUUGGUUUCCAGACUGACCAAGCAAAAAGGGGUGAACUUAACGGACAUCGGACCUAACUACACCGAUGGCUUUAUACAGAUCACAUCUGAACACAAGACCAGCCUGGAAAAUAUAUGGCAGUUAAGGGGGAGUUGCGUCACAGGGAAGGUUAUAGCUUUGAAAUGUUUUGAGUGUGGGACGCGGGCUAAGCUGCCCAGGAUAAUCGGGGGAGUGGAGGCUACCUUGGGAAGGUGGCCCUGGCAAGUCAGUCUCUACUACAGCAACCGACACACCUGUGGAGGCACCAUCAUCACCAGCCAAUGGGUGGUCACCGCAGCCCACUGUGUGCACAAUUAUAGGCUGCCACAGGUGUCCAGUUGGGUGGUCUACGCUGGUAUUGUCACACGCAGUUCAGCUAAAAUGGCUCAGUACACUGGAUAUGCAGUGGAAAAGAUAAUCUACAACAAGAAAUACAACCUCAGGAGCCACGACAAUGACAUUGCUCUGAUGAAACUACUGACCCCACUGAAUUUCUCAGAUACCAUCAGGCCUAUCUGUCUGCCACAGUACGAGCAUGAUCUACCAGGAGGAACACAGUGCUGGAUCUCUGGCUGGGGCUACACUCAACCAGAUGAUGUUCUCAUCCCUGCCACGCUAAAAGAAGCUACAGUUCCACUGAUAAGCACCAAGAAAUGCAACAGUUCCUGCAUGUACAAUGGAGAGGUCACCCCCCGCAUGCUCUGUGCUGGAUACACCGAGGGCAAAGUGGACGCAUGUCAGGAGCCAAAGAAAGGGUUGCUGUACAUCAAUGUGUGUGGCUGGAAGCGCGUCCCUACCCCUGCUGAUGAGAACAAGCCAGUGCCUGUGUGUGGAGGGAGACUGGAGACAGACACUGAUGAAGGAGGAGACGACUACAGUGUGAUGGAUGUGGCGUUCAGCCCUGCGGUGCUGCAGCAGGCUCAGAAGGACAAGAAGGAGGACCAGGUUCACCUGUUAGCUCUGAGCUUCACCCAGCAGCAGCACGGCCUGCGUCUGAUCCAGCAGUACAACGUCAGCAGCAGUAAGCUGAAGGGCAGCCUAGAGGACAUGCAGCGCCGCCUGGGUUCUCUAAAACAGUACAGCCCUGCCACAAACACAGCCUCCCAGACCCCAGCUUCCCUGCUUCAGCAGAUCUCUCUGCGUGAAGGGCAGACUGAGGACAGUACACCUGUGCAGCUCAUCACAUCUGUCCAGCUAACUCCUGGGCCAGGGGACCAAAGCAACAAGACCAAGAACCUGAUCCAGGUGAUCUCUAGCUCAGUGACAGCCGAGCCUCAGCGGCCACAGCACCAGCUCACUGUCAACUCUGACCCCAGGGACCUCUCCCGGAGCCUGAAGCUGACUAUGGAGCUACCAAAGGUUCAGUCCAUCACAGAGUGCCAUCUCAGCAUUUCCCAGGAUGAUGUACUACUAGAAGUGGAGGAUAUGUACCAUCUACACCUGGAGCUGCCUGAGACUGUGAAUGAGGAGUCGGCCUCUGCCACAUUCAACAAGAAGAAACGGUUAUUAACUUUGCAGGUGUCUAUACUCUAGUGCUGGUACUGCCAACACUAAAAAGACGCAAAUUCAUUAAUAGACAAAGAAAAUAACAAUAAACACUGUCUUUUCUGGCAAGA
Oncorhynchus tshawytscha (Chinook salmon) is the source of this 2466-nucleotide messenger RNA. It is a transcript of the gene pih1d2, whose product is annotated as PIH1 domain containing 2. The record is from RefSeq and is a predicted model, not a curated record. The transcript is spliced from 10 exons. Gene Ontology annotation, biological process: box C/D snoRNP assembly; proteolysis; rRNA processing. The coding region runs from base 824 to 2383 and encodes 519 amino acids. Lineage: Eukaryota; Metazoa; Chordata; Actinopteri; Salmoniformes; Salmonidae. Gene Ontology annotation, cellular component: membrane; cytoplasm; ribonucleoprotein complex. Gene Ontology annotation, molecular function: serine-type endopeptidase activity.